UGCGUACCGUUAGCUUUCGCUACCAUCAGCAUGCAGCACAUUGUUUAGAUUCCUAAUAGAAGUAAACAGGCGAAACAAAACUGAAACUCCCUGAAUAAUUUCGUCUUCCGGCUGGAGCGGAGUAGGGAACUGUAAGCCGGAAUCUCCCGUGCAUAUGACUACCGACCAGAGUCUUACUUCUAAGGAGUAUCAUUUAAUUCAAAGAGCAAGUGUAGCACGGCUUGCCUCAAGGUCGUUUUCGAGCUGAUUUUCUCUUCCAAGGAGGAAAAAAGUCCUAAAAAGCAGGAUGUCAGACGAUGAAUUUCAAUUGAAACUCGAAGAGGAUGGGGAAGAUGAGAAAAAAGAGCAAGAGUUUGUUGUCACGCGAUCGAAAGCAAUCGGGUUGGUUGUAUUUGCGAUUGUGUUGAUAAUAUUUUUCGCAGUGAUUUCGGGUGUUUUUAGCGCCCGUCGGGCAAGAAAUGAGGCUCUGGAAGAAAAUGCAAAGGGAGGUAAAGCUCCCGGGGAGAGGCCAGUUCCUACGGACGAACCUAAAGUAACUGCAGGGACUGAGGAGUUAACAUCAACAGCAGCUCCCAUGAACGCAUCUACAAACGCGUCCGGCCCAAUUUUCAACGUGACCGUGAUGACACCCACAGCAGAACCUGUGAAGCCGUGGGAGAACAUCCGACUACCCCAAAAUAUUCGUCCCGUUCACUACAAUGUCUACCUAGAUCCGUACUUGGAGUUAAACACUUUUCAAGGAAACGUGUCCAUCUUAAUAAAUAUCACGGAAAAAUCAGAUGUCAUGUCCUGCAUUUUAAUUCAUAUUAAGGACAUGAACGUGACUCACGCUAAAGUUUACAAACGCGAUGCAAACGCGACAUCCAACGCCACUACCCCAGGAGAAGAAAUCCCUUCAAGGACCUUUGAAUAUUCGGAAAACGAUUACUUUGGGUUCGAACUGGAGAAAGAUCUCGAAGUUGGCGCUGAGUAUGUAUUGGUUAUGUCCUAUAAAUCGAGAUUUUCUAGUCAACUGAAUGGCUUGUACAUAAGUACGUACACAAAUGAAAAAGGCGAACCGAGACGCCUUGCAACUACAAAAUUUGAGCCAACUGAUGCACGCAAAGCCUUGCCGUGUUUUGAUGAGCCUGCCAUGAAAGCAACAUUUUCCACCGUGAUUGUCCAUGAGAAAGACUACAAAGCAUUGUCAAAUAUGCCAGUGGUUAAACAAGAACAGCUGUCUAAUGGGAGAAUAGAAUCACAUUUCAUGAAGUCAGUCCCGAUGUCUACAUACUUGCUGGCAUUUAUUGUAUGUGACUUCGAGUUUACUAAUGCCACCACUGGGCAGCAUAAGAACAUUACACUCAGAGUGUGGACAACACCAACCCAAGUAGACCAAACAAAAUUUGCACUGGAUGUUGGAAAUGGUAUCAUCACAUACUAUGAGGAAUACUAUAACCUGGGUUAUCCUCUUCCUAAACAAGACAUGAUUGCGAUACCAGAUUUCUCAUCUGGAGCCAUGGAAAAUUGGGGAUUAAUUACUUAUCGUGAGACAGCUCUGCUCUUCAAUGAGGGUGUGUCCUCUGAAGCCAACAAACAAAGAGUUGCUGUGGUGGUUUCUCAUGAGCUGGCUCAUCAGUGGUUUGGGAACAUUGUGUCUCCCAAGUGGUGGAACGACUUGUGGAUGAAUGAGGGUUUUGCAAGUUUUGUAGAAUACUUAGGUGUCAAUCACACCCAACCAGAUUGGGAAAUGAUGGAGCAGUUCCUAUUGUCAGAUCUUCAGAGGGUUUUUCCUCUUGACUCAUUGGCAAGCUCUCAUGCCAUAUCAGUUGAAGUUGACCAUCCCAAGAAAAUCAAACAGUUAUUUGAUAGGAUUUCCUACAGCAAGGGAGCCUCUAUUAUUCGAAUGUUGGAAGGUUUUGUUGGAAAAGAGAAAUUUAAAGAGGGUCUUAGUUAUUACUUGAGAAAGUAUGCAUAUAGGAACGCUGAAACUCAGGACCUUUGGAAUGCUUUAGGAGAGAAAGCCAACAUGGAUGUGAAAACUAUUAUGGACACUUGGACAUUACAAAUGGGAUUUCCUGUGGUGACAAUCACACGCAUUGGUGACACAGACAAGGCUCAAGCCAUACAAAAACAUUUUCUGUUGGAUCCCAACACCAAUGUGACUGUGACAUCUCAGUUCAACUAUAAGUGGUAUGUACCUCUGACCUACGUGUUUGAAGGUGCUUCCCAAGAUCCUCAAACAAAAUGGAUGAACAUCUCGUCUCAUAAAGUUGAGUUCACAUGGCCUAAAGAUAAAUGGAUCAAAGGCAACUUUAAACAAGUAGGAUACUACAGAGUGCACUAUGAUGACGACAACUGGAAAGCACUCAUUCAACACCUAGAAAAUAAUCAUACAGUUUUUUCUACUGAGGACAGAUCAAGUUUAAUUGAUGACGCUUUCAACUUGGCCAGGGCUGGAUACUUGAAAUAUGACAUUGCUCUGGGCACCUUGAAUUACUUGGGUAAAGAAACUAAAUAUGUUCCUUGGAAGACUGCACUGAACAGUUUGGGUUUCCUUAAACACAUUCUGAGUGACCGACCUGCAAAUGGAAACUUUCAGAGACUGAUCAGGAGUAAAGUAAAAAAUCUUGCACAUCAACUCGGAUGGGUAAACAAGAAAGAUGAUAACCACAUUAAACGAUACCUUCGCAGCGCCAUUUUACGUGCAGCCUGCAGCGCAGGGGAUUCAGACUGUGUUGAAAAUGCAACUCAAAUUUUUAAAGAAUGGAAAAGCGGGAAAAGGGCUGAAAUAGAUGUAGACCUCCGAACCCUGGUUUACUAUUAUGGCAUCAGUAACACUGGCGAAGAAGAGUGGAACUGGUUGUACGAAAAAUUCCUGAACACUACAGAAGCAUCAGAGAAGAGUAAACUUAUGUACGCACUGGCUGCAUCGCGUGAGACUUGGAUCCUGAACAAGUAUCUAGGAUAUUCUCUGGACUCAUCCAAGAUUCGUUCCCAGGACGCUGUCAGUGUUAUCAGUUACGUUGCCUCCAAUCCUGUUGGGAAAUACCUGGCCUGGACCUUCGUUCAAAAUAAUUGGAAGGCUUUGUUUGACAUGUUCAGUACCAGUACUUUCCGUUUGACGAGCCUCACCAACAGUGUGACUCAGUUUAGUACCGAGGCUGAUCUGGAACAGAUGAAGGCAUUCUUUGACCGUUCUGAGGCAGGAACAAGUGAAAAUGCUCGUAAACAGGCCAUCGAGGGAACAAAAGCAAAUAUCGAGUGGCUGAAGACAUACGAAGAAAUUAUCACAACCUGGCUUGAAAAUUAUGUUUCAUCAUAGGAAAGUCAAUCGUUUGGUGCAAACUUUGAGCUCAUAACUUUUUCAGAAGCUUCUCGUUUGAGUACUGAAGAAAUAUGAUAGCGGGUGAGCGAGCCAUAGUAUUUUUUUUAGUAGAGCGUCGAGCGUAAUCCAGAACUUCUUUGGGAUACUUUACUACGCAGUGUGAUUGGCCUAGAAAACACGUGUCAAUUUAUGAACCAAUCAGAAGCAAAACUGAAACAAAUCGUGACUUGGUCAAUCGCUCCAGUUUUCCCGCGCUUCACAGUUUACUUUUUUAAUCUGAUUGGCUCCCCCUGAUAUUCCUUUGUUCUGAUUGGUUGUUAAAAUUACUUUAAUUUUUAGUUUACGACACUCAACCGGAAUGCGCUCUCAUGGCUACCCUUCGAAAAACUGGGCGAUCUUUCCUGACGAGUUUUCGUUCGUUCAACUUUUGACCUGGUCCUUGUCCAUUGUCAGCGUACUCAGCAAGAAAGAGAACCCGGUUUGAGUUUCAGUAAGCGAUAGAGCUUUCAGUUAUGUUGUAUUUUUGGAGUAAUUCCCUACUUCCAUCCUUUAUCACCCGAUUUGUCUCCUGGUUGGAAAAGUCAAAAGUCCUGUUCAUCUACGGUGUAACCCCAGGGGUCUUGCAUGGAGAAUGUGUUUCUUUUACUUAUGUAUAAUUUGAAAGAAUCUUGUUUCCUUCAGCGUUUUUUUCUUCUUUGAAGACGGGCCUACUUUUAAGAUAAUGGUUAUACUCAGGUCACCUUUUUUAAACGGAAGCAUUAGCAUAAGUUGCAGGAUAUGCCAUUUAGGAAAUAUACUACCAACUUCUACUGCCCGAUUUGUUUAGCUGGAAGCUUUUCGGGGAACGUCACGCUACUUUUCUAUUCUGGAGAGCGUUGCGAGACGGACCAAGGGUUCGGCAUUUGUCCGAUGGAAUUUUGUGGAAUUUUUGGAAUUUUUUUGGUUUUAUUCCCGUUUUCUGCGGAUUCUGUACGAAUUACUUGUUCUUACUUCAGUAUAAAGUACUGAAAAUCGGCCUCUUCGUUGUUCCAAUAAAUCUGCUUGUCGCAGCUGAUAACACACAUUCCUCUGACGGUUAAAUUCCACCCAGAUCAAAAUCGCCCUUGAGUGGUGAAUGGAAAUAACUGGAUUGGACUAAUUUAUGUAGUUGUAAUAACGAGAUAAAAUUUUUCAUAAUACUUAAUCCAUAAUGGAAUAGUCCUUUAAAUUAGUACGAGUCAGUUAACUGGAUUUCAGAAAUAUUCAAUUGUAAAAUAAUUACACGUAGUUAAGCUUAAAACAAAUUUGUUUCUAAGAAUAGGAAACCUUAUAAGUGGGGAAUUUCUGGCGGAGAUAUUAAUCUUUUAUGCCAACUACAGUACUCUCCAAUCCUGAGUGUGUUAAUUUUUUUAAUUCAGUGAUUUUUCUAGGUUGGGACGUCUGUUUAAGGAGGGCUUGUGAGACCAGAAAUAGUGUAUCUCAAGUAGAGGUGUUCCCUUUAAGUUAGUUAGCAGACGAAAAGGUUUGAAAAGCAUUUUUUGUUGUUGUUUUGUUCUGGUUUCUUGUAACUCGCGCGACGGACAGAUGUUGGGAAAGUGGCGCAGCUUGUGCUGGUACUGGUUUGGAUAAGUUUGGUUAGCUUUCCUUGGCCGCCAUGUGAAUAGACUUUGAGAUAGUAACUGAAAUCAUAUCAGACCGUAUAAUUAGUCUUCAGUGAUAGGUAUUAGAAAUAACGAUAUGAGUGUACAGCAGCAGUAGCAGUAAAAGACGGUAUUUUUAUACAAUCAGACUAUUUUUAUAGGUAUUUUUGUUUACGUCAAAUGUGAAUGCAUGACUUGUGAAUCAGUAAAAAAAAAAUCAUAUUUUUACCUUG
This is a messenger RNA of Stylophora pistillata, 5159 nucleotides long. Its product is annotated as aminopeptidase A. Lineage: Eukaryota; Metazoa; Cnidaria; Anthozoa; Scleractinia; Pocilloporidae. The record is from RefSeq and is a predicted model, not a curated record. Gene Ontology annotation, molecular function: zinc ion binding; peptide binding; metalloaminopeptidase activity. Gene Ontology annotation, cellular component: cytoplasm; membrane. Gene Ontology annotation, biological process: proteolysis; peptide catabolic process.